Messenger RNA from Rhopilema esculentum, 2237 nucleotides. RefSeq lists its product as uncharacterized. Gene Ontology annotation, cellular component: nucleus; cytoplasm. The record is from RefSeq and is a predicted model, not a curated record. Lineage: Eukaryota; Metazoa; Cnidaria; Scyphozoa; Rhizostomeae; Rhizostomatidae. Gene Ontology annotation, biological process: protein import into nucleus.
AUAAUCAUCCCACUCUUAUUAUGCACAAGAAUGUAGUGGACGGAAGGGCCAUAACAUGAAUGCCAAAUGUCGGAUUUCGUGGAAUAACUCAUUCAUUUGUGUUGGUUAAAAGAUUCGAAGUUUGUCUCUAACUAUUAAUGGUUCUUCGGCUGGCUGAAAUGGAUAAAGUCAGUAAAAACUGAGUGAAAUUCCUUGGAUGCCUUGGCCUAAAGAAACUCGGGAUCUGCUUUCAACAACAACAUAAAGAAACUCUCCGUUUACCAAUCGAUCUGAACUUCUUACAAAAAGAGAAUCCGUUUGAAAUAAGAAUAACCAAUUUUGAUUUACUACAAUUUCUUCAAGUUUUAAAAGCAAGCAGUUAAAGACACUGGAUUAUUGUGGGCCUUUUCUUGAAUCGGAUUCGAAUUUUAUCAAAUUUUCCCCAUGAAAUAGAAGAAAAACAAUGAAAAUUAUUAUUUUGAUAAACACCUUCGUUUUUUUAAAAAUUGUGUUGGGAAAUGAGAGACAGACCCACGAAGCUGUUGACUGUUCCAUGGGAAGCAGCUCUUGCGAGUCAUGCCAUGCAGCAUAUCCCUUUUGUUAUUGGUGUGACGGAACCUGUAAAAGGUACUACGGAAAAAGGAUUGCAAAUAUUGAAUGUGCAGGUAAAAUGAUGUACGAAAGUUGUGAAACAUCGAAUGCCAAUAAAGGAAGUUCCAAGGCUGAAGAAAUAUUGGAACUUUUGACGGCAUUGAAGAAGCAAAGAUCUAAACAAAAGGAAUUAGAGUACUUUGGUGAAAAUGGAAAUGAAGUGCCUCCAACCAAGAGUACAACAAACAAAGCUAAACUUUCCAGACUCUUAAAACUCUUAAAGAUGCUGGCUUUUCUAAAAGGGGAAAAAACAAAGAACCAGAAGGUGGAGGAAGAGAAACCGAUGCAUCAACAAAACAAAGUCUUUAAUGCAAAUGGAGAACUUGAAAUUGAAGGAAAUGGAGAAGAAAGCAGUCAAAGUCAAAAGUUGACUUCAGUGAAACACACAUCAUCUUCUGCAGGUGACCUAGAGUCUUUAUUUAACAUGGUUUCAAAAGUGAAGGGUACAAACACUACACAAAACAAAGUGGAGAAGGUAUUUCAUGAAAGGCAGAAAGCGGUAACAACAUCAGCAGUGCCAAAAACGCAUGACCACACUACAGCCAUAGAAUCAAGGACAACCAAAAUGAAAAUUUUUCCAGCUACAAAUGCAACAGUUAUACCAUCACGGACUACCAAAGCUGGGAGAUACUGUGAAUUGUUUGAGCAAGAAGAUGAAUGUAACAGUGACAAGGAUUGCUCAUGGUGUAACAUAUUAGAUGAAUGUGUUGGAAGGAACAAAGAAGACUUUCGGUAUUGUGCAGGGGAUAAAAGAAAUGCUGACCUAGAUCAACAGAGCGACCCAGAGAUGUGCUCUGCGAUGAAAAGCUGUAGCUCAUGCACAAAAAGAGGGAAAUGCUUCUGGUGUGAAAAGACGAAAUCAUGUCACAUCUACCCUUUCUUUGGCUAUAUCCCACAUAACUGUCCUGCUAAUAUGUGGUACUACAAAGAAUGUGAUGUCCAGCUGGCCAUUUUCAUAAUACUUUUCCCGCUAUUGAUGAUUCUGCUUUGCAUGGUCGUCUUCUAUUUCUGCUUGCGAUUCUGUUACUACCGGAAGAAAAUGCUCAAAGUUCAAUUAUUUGAGAAACCGGAACUGUUUGAGAGACGAAAAGGGAAGAAGGUUUAUUUUGUUGGUGGAGAUGAAGAAGAUGACGAAGAAUCAAGAUCAGAACAAAUCAGAAAGAAAUAUAAUCUUCCGCACGAAAAAGAACCUCUUAUCAGUCCAUAACUCACCAGAACAGGAUUAUCUAUACACUACACAAUAAGAAUACGAACAUUUCCGAAGCCAAUCACUUCCAUACCCAGAUGUGUCUUAAUCGUAUGGUAUAAGAUUAAUUGUUUCUGAGGUAGUGCGCUGGGCAAAUUUCACCAUGUUAAGCAAGUGGAUGAAAAAAGACAAUCAAAUGAAAAUCAGACCUUCAAAUGAAUGAAAGAAGGACCAGCCCUACGUUUAUUUAUUACGCGUAACUAUGAAAGACUCUAGCAACAAUCAAGCAUCCCCUCGUCCUCUUUUUUGUUGUGAAACCUUGUAUCAUUGGGUAGUUUAUUCGUCAUAAGCAUACGAAAACUUCAUGUAGUGUUGCAAAGCCUAAUGGAAAUGUUUAAUAAUUAAAGCCUUUAAAUACCUA